Molecule: messenger RNA, 2397 nt
Organism: Hemibagrus wyckioides
Lineage: Eukaryota; Metazoa; Chordata; Actinopteri; Siluriformes; Bagridae
Gene: slc1a7a
Product: solute carrier family 1 member 7a
Exons: 11
Coding region: 55-1812 (585 amino acids)
Biological process (GO): L-glutamate transmembrane transport
Cellular component (GO): plasma membrane
Molecular function (GO): neutral L-amino acid transmembrane transporter activity; L-glutamate transmembrane transporter activity; glutamate:sodium symporter activity
Source: RefSeq, a predicted model, not a curated record
CAGUGGUUCCUUCUCUGUCUGCAUGGCAGCUUGAUUUGACUUGUGUGUGUGUAAAUGCUUCGAGGACGUGACACCAUGCCCCCGGGCGCCAUGUGGAGCCGGGCGAAGAACGUAUGCCAGCAGAACGGCCUCCUGAUCCUGUCCGUGCUGGCUGUGGUGGUCGGCUGCCUGCUGGGAUUCUUCCUACGUUCCAAACAUCUCUCUGAACAGGAGGUGAAGUACUUCCAGUUUCCCGGAGAGCUGCUCAUGAGGAUGCUGAAGAUGCUCAUCCUGCCUCUUGUUGUCUCCAGUUUGAUGUCCGGUCUGGCUGCACUGGACGCUAAAUGCUCGAGCCGCUUGGGCAUCAUGACUAUCUCCUACUACCUGUGGACCACCUUUGUAGCAGUAGUAGUGGGCAUCGUCCUAGUGAUCAUCAUCCACCCGGGUGGAGCGGCCCAGAAGGAGGACUCGGAGGAUGGAGGCAAGCCGAUCAUGAGCUCUGCGGACGCUCUGCUUGACCUCAUCCGCAACAUGUUUCCUGCCAACCUGGUCCAAGCUACCUUUCAACAGUACCGUAGCAGGAGUAUCCCCAUCUUAAAGCCAAAGCCCACCGUGAACCAGGACCUGACAGAGUCCACAACCAGACGCAUGCUUAUCUACGGCAUCCAGGACGACAAUGGCACAGACAUCCAGAGCUUCUCGUUGGACUUAACACCACCUCCAGAUGUGGUGUUCAGGACGCUACCUGGGACUAGUGAUGGCAUGAAUGUCCUGGGGAUUGUCAUCUUUUCAGCCACCAUGGGAAUCAUGCUGGGAAGAAUGGGACCCAAUGGCAGUGCGCUGGUCAACUUCUGCCAGAGUUUAAAUGAAGCAGUGUUGAAAAUUGUAGCCAUUGUUAUCUGGUAUUUCCCAUUUGGGAUCGUCUUUCUGGUGGCUGGAAAGAUCUUGGAGAUGGAUGACCCCUCUGCCAUGGGGAAGAAAUUAGGUUUCUAUGCUAUCACCGUGGUUAUCGGGCUGAUCGUCCACGGUCUCUUCAUCCUGCCCGCCAUGUACUUCUUUAUCACCAAGAAGAGCCCGAUUGUUUACAUCCGAGGCAUUCUGCAGGCUCUGCUUAUCUCACUGGCCACUUCUUCCAGCUCUGCCACGCUGCCCAUCACCUUUAAGUGCCUCCUGGAGAACAACCAUAUUGACCGACGUAUCAUCCGCUUUGUCUUACCCGUUGGAGCCACCAUCAACAUGGACGGUACAGCACUCUACGAGGCCGUGGCAGCGAUCUUCAUUGCUCAGGUCAACAACUAUGAGCUGGACUUUGGCCAGAUCAUCACCAUCAGCAUCACAGCCACAGCAGCCAGUAUCGGUGCAGCAGGGAUUCCUCAGGCUGGCUUGGUAACAAUGGUGAUCGUAUUAACCUCAGUGGGGCUUCCUACUGAUGACAUCACAUUGAUAAUCGCUGUGGAUUGGGCCCUGGACCGUUUCAGGACGAUGGUGAACGUCAUGGGAGAUGCACUGGCCACUGGGAUCAUGGCACACAUAUGCAGGAAAGACUUUAUGAAGGAGGGUGAAGAGAUUCCACUGAUCUGUGAAACUAAGCCCGGGUUAAGCGUCCAGAGGAUGACGUCCUACCAGAGCAAUGGCUGCUUCCAGGCUCCUCCGGUGUGCCCCGGGAGGCCUGAACAACUUUCUCCAGAUGUGGCUCGCCUUGUACAGCUGGAAGAAGGAAUCAGGCCGGAGAAGAAGCAUAGGAAGUCCACGCACCACGUCAAGAGGAAAGUACAGGAUCGAGAUCGAGACCACUGCACUAUCGACAUGAACAGCCUUGAAACCAAUGUCUAGACUCUAGAUCGUUCAGAUCUUGAGCACUUGAGGCAUGCGCAAGAGACAAGUGCUAGCCAUGUUAUUUUGUCUCUUGGCAUUCAAAAUCCUUCUGCUGAAAGGCUAGUGGAGGUUAGAAUGUGUGUGGAAACGUGAAACAGACCAUCUAGGUUUGAAAAGAAGAAGAAUCGAUCUGGACCUACCUCUGGAACUUUCUCGACUAUUGUUGCUCCUCACAAACACACAGCACAUGUCAGGUUCUUUCAGCUGGUUAUAGUAACCCACGCUGGGUACAAGAAUGAGUGGUCUGUGACAAUCCACUCGGUCAACAUGGAUGAUGAAGGAACUGUUAGAGCACACCACGUUCACUGCUUCAUCAUGGGCAGGACAUUUCAUACCCUGCUGACUUUAUUAUUUUGUAAAGUUUGCUCUUGAGUUUAUUAAGUAUAUUUGGCAUUAGGGAGACAGUUUCAUUUUCAAAACAUGUUGUGAAGGAUGUUCUGAAGAACCUUGAAAAUGCAAACUAGUUCAAGAAUUUUUCUCUGUUUUAUUUAUUGUGUAAACCCAGUUUUGUGGAGUUGGGUGGAUUUCUUUCAAUAAAUCGUU